Zophobas morio is the source of this 1256-nucleotide messenger RNA. RefSeq names its product activating signal cointegrator 1-like. NCBI's taxonomy places the organism in Eukaryota, Metazoa, Arthropoda, Insecta, Coleoptera, Tenebrionidae. Bases 67 to 1200 code for a protein of 377 amino acids. Gene Ontology annotation, cellular component: nucleus. The record is from RefSeq and is a predicted model, not a curated record. The transcript is spliced from 15 exons. Gene Ontology annotation, biological process: positive regulation of DNA-templated transcription. Gene Ontology annotation, molecular function: zinc ion binding; transcription coactivator activity.
UUUCAAGGUCGCUCACGGUAAUUAGAAUUAGUUCUUUUCCUUUACCCUCGCGUGAUAUUGAUUGGUAUGAAUCCACCGAAAAAACAGUAUAGGAAACCGAGAAAAAAAGAAGGAAAAUCUUUAAAAGCUAGAGUUAAACAGAUAUGUACUUGUCAAGCCGCCGAGCAUAAAUUAGUAGGAAACUGUCUACAUUGCGGUAAAAUAGUUUGUGACUUGGAAGGCCCCGGCUUAUGCACUUUUUGUUCCGUGGGCACUGUACCUUGUGAAAACUCUGUAAAAAGUCAGAUUAGCCAGGAUGCUCUACUUCAGAAAGAUCGCAUAUUACAGUUUGAUCGUGAAAAUGCUAGAAGAACUACUGUUAUUGAUGAUGAAAAUGAUUACUUUGAGUCAGACAGCCGGUGGAUAAGUGGUAAAGAAAGGGAGAAAAGGAAAAUACUUGAACAAAAAUAUGAAACUGAAAAAGACCGUCUUAAGAAUGCUAAUCUUUUCACCAUAGAUAUAGUAAACAAAACAGUUACAAGAGAAGACGCCACGAAAUACCUUGACGUUGAAAAAUUUCUGCCUGAACGCCACGAACCUAAGAAGAAGGAAUUGCAAUCCUAUAAUGUUGACGGAAUGAAGUUUGAGACUUUAGUUCAUCCUUGUUUGAAAAACAAACCAACUUUUUUGCAUUCACUUUUUAAAAAUUCUAAUCUUCCUUCGAAAAAACUCAGAGAGUCGCUUAAACUUCAAGAUGAGGAUCUUUUAAAAAUGGUAGACUACGGAAAAUGCUUGAGUUUACAUCAGCCAUGGGCCUCCUUGUUAGUCGCUGGAAUAAAAACUGUGGAGGGCCGUAGUUGGUACACUCCCCAUCGGGGUCGCUUGUGGAUCGCUGCAACCUCUCUUGAACCGAGCGAAGAUUGUAUUAACGAAGUUGAAAAUUCAUAUAAAGUUUUGUAUAAAGAUCCCAAUUUAAAAUUUCCGCGACCUUACUCAACUGCGUGUCUUCUUGGCUGCGUGGAUCUUGUGGAAGUUUUUACUAUUGAAGAAUAUAAAAAUAAAUUUAAAAGUGAAGAGUCUCAGUCUGAUUUUGUUUUUAUAUGUGAAAAUCCACGUGCUCUUCCGGUUAAAUUUUCCGUCUCGGGAAAUUCAAAGAUCUGGAAUUUGCCAAAAGAAUUGCAUAAUUCCGCUAGACAAGCGCUUUCAUCCUUUUCUUCAUAAUAAAUUAGUAAAAGCUUAAUGGUCACGCACGGUCACGUAUUUCACAGACGGGAAAU